CCGACCCGCAGAAGAAGACUCCGACGGGGGGAGACAAGAGGAAGAAAAUGACAGGGCGCGCAAAAAGAAAACCCAAAUCCAGUCAGGAGUCAGGUACUGGCAAUGGGGAGUUGAAGAAAGCCCGUCCCGAUGAAUCCAAAGCCGCGCCGUCGUCGGGGGUGCAUUCGCAGCAACGAGAUGAGAUGCUGCAACUGUACAAGCUCCAAGCGCCAGAAGAUCUGUACCACUUCUGGGACUUCUGCAAGGAGCUCAGUCCUGGCAGCCCACGCGUUGCUCUGAAAGACACACUGGGUUUGCAGCUGGUUGGUCCCUUUGAUGUCCUGGCAGGAGCCCACAAAAGCGCCAGCAAUCCUCAGCCCAACUUCCACCUCCACUGGCGGUAUUUAUACGACCCGCCGGAGUUUCAGACCGUCCUUCUGGGCAGCGGAGACGGUCAGCAUCACGUCGGCUACUACAGGGACGCGCCGGACUCCCUCCCUUCGUUCGUUGGGGAAAAUGAAGCCAAGAAAGGCUGCGCCAUCUCGCCGAUGGGAGACAACGUGUUCGCUGCUGCCCUCCUGUGUCUGUUGAGGAGGAGGAAAGAGAGGGGCAGCAAGAAAGCAGGGGGAGAGGCCUUGGACAGCUUGGAGGCCCAGCUGAGAGACCGGGCGGAGUCUCUGGGCUUGUCCCUGGAGCAGAAGACCAAAGCCAUGAAGCAGAGGGACAAGAAGGUGGUCACCAAGACGUUCCACGGUGCCGGCAUCGUUGUCCCUGUAGACAAGAACGACGUUGGAUACAGAGAACUACCAGAAACGGAUGCCGGCCUCAAGAAGAUCCUCAAGGCGAUCGCUGAGGCCCGGAACGACGACGAGCGCGUCAAGGCCUUUGGACCUCUCCAGGAGAUGGUCACAUUUGUUCAGUUCGCCAACGACGAGUGUGACUACGGCAUGGGAUACGAACUAGGGAUGGACCUCUUCUGUUUCGGAUCCCAUUAUUUCCACAAGGUCAUCAGGCAGCUUCUGCCCAUGGCCUACAGCCUCCUGAAACGGAGUCUGUUUGGGGAGAUUCUGGAGGCCCACCUCUCCAGCCGCAGCAACGACAACCUGGACCAACUCUCGGCACAUUGAAAAAAGAAAAACGACAACAACAAAAGACUCGACUACACUCCAGCUCUAACUCUCAUAAGCUUUUCCCCACCACGUCUGUCUGUCUGUGUUCAUGUUUCUUGGUGGUUUUGGUGCUGCUGUCAUUGAUUGGAACCAGUUCAAUGGUGAUAUUGUUUGUAAAAGGUAGAUGUCUAAUAAAGUAUUUUUAUAUAUU
Cyclopterus lumpus (lumpfish) is the source of this 1299-nucleotide messenger RNA. Its product is annotated as histone PARylation factor 1. Gene Ontology annotation, cellular component: nucleus. Lineage: Eukaryota; Metazoa; Chordata; Actinopteri; Perciformes; Cyclopteridae. The record is from RefSeq and is a predicted model, not a curated record. Gene Ontology annotation, molecular function: histone binding; poly-ADP-D-ribose binding. Bases 48 to 1106 code for a protein of 352 amino acids. Gene Ontology annotation, biological process: regulation of protein ADP-ribosylation; DNA damage response. The transcript has 8 exons.